AUGAAGUGCCUGAACAACCGGGCAGAGAGCCACCUGACCGGGCAGGUGGAGUGCGAGCUGGAGAGCGUGGGGAACGGGGCCUGGGUGAACCAGGGUUACUGUGGCACCCCUCCACCGCUGCCCCGGGCCGUCAGCACCAUCUACAACCCCCAGCCCCUCUUCCAGGGUCCCAGCGACGGCAUGUGCAAGCUGGACACCCCGAGUCCUUUCCCAGAGGAGCCAGAGCCCCUGAACCGCAGCAUGGUGAAGAAACGUGGAGGCUGCUGCUCCUUCAUCAAAGGGCUGUGGGGCACAACGCUGACUGAAAACACUUCAGACAACAGGGAACUGUUUGUGCGGACCACGCUGCGUGAGUUACUGGUCUACGUGGUCUUCCUGGUGGACAUAUGCCUCCUGACAUAUGGCAUGACCAGCUCAAGCACCUACUAUUACACCAAAGCCAUGACGGACCUAUUUGUGAACACAGCCGGUGACCACGGGGUUAGGUUUCAGUCCAUUAGCACCAUGGCCGACUUCUGGAUUUACGUCCAGGGCCCACUGCUGGACGGCCUGUACUGGACGAAGUGGUACAAUAACCAGUCUCUGGACAGCGGAGACAAGUCCUUCAUCUACUAUGAGAACAUGCUGCUGGGCGUCCCCAGGAUGAGGCAGAUCAAGAUCAAGAACAACUCCUGCAAGGUCCACAGCGACUUCCAGGACGAAAUAACCGGAUGUUUCGAUGUCUACAACGAGAAGAAGGAGGACGACUUUGCCUUUGGCCUCAUCAACGGCACUGCCUGGACUUACCAAUCAGAAAAGGAGAUAAAGGGCUCGGCUCACUGGGGCUUGUUAACGACGUACAGUGGAGCGGGAUACUACCAGGACCUGAGUCAGAUCAAGGAGGACAGCGCCGCCAUACUGACGGAGUUGAUGAACAACCUGUGGCUGGACCGAGGAACCAGAGCGGUCUUCAUCGACUUCUCCACCUACAACGCCAACAUCAACAUGUUCUGUGUCAUCAGGUUGCUGGUUGAAUUCCCAGCAAGUGGCGGAGCAAUCCCUUCCUACCAGAUAAGAACAGUUAAACUGAUUCGCUACAUCACCUACUGGGAUUACUUCAUCCUCGCCUGCGAGAUGGUCUUCUGUUUAUUCAUCCUCUACUACAUCGUGGAGGAGAUUCUCGAGCUGCGAAUACACAAGUUCUCCUACUUCAAGAGCAUCUGGAACAUACUGGACAUUGUUGUCAUACUGCUUGCCAUCAUUGCAAUUAUUUUCAACAUUUUCCGUACCAUCAAAGUGGACAAAUUACUUGGAAAACUGCUCCAGCAGCCCAAUAUCUAUGCAGACUUUGAAUUUCUUGCAUUCUGGCAAACACAAUACAACAACAUGAAUGCAGUGAACUUGUUCUUCGCUUGGAUAAAGGUUUUCAAGUACAUCAGUUUCAAUAAGACCAUGACUCAGCUGUCCUCCACUUUGGGCCGAUGUGCUAAAGACAUCAUGGGAUUCGCCAUAAUGUUCUUCAUCGUGUUCUUUGCCUACGCUCAGCUCGGAUAUCUGCUCUUUGGAAUGGAGGUCGAAUCCUUCAGCACCUUCGCCAAGUGCAUCUUCACACAGUUCAGGAUUAUUCUUGGAGACUUUGAUUACGAUGCCAUCGAACGAGCUAACAGAGUCCUGGGGCCGAUCUACUUUGUCACCUAUGUGUUCUUUGUCUUCUUUGUUCUACUGAAUAUGUUUUUGGCCAUCAUAAAUGACACAUAUUCUGAGGUGAAGGAGGAACUCUCAUCACAGAAGGACGAGCUGCAGAUUACUGACAUCAUCAAACAGAGCUACAUGAAGACAUUUACAAAGUUAAAACUGAAAAAGGAGAAGAUAUCAGAUGUUCAGAAAGCCCUACGCUCUGGAUCUGGAGAAAUCGAGUUCAAGGACUUCAGAGAGACCCUCAAAGAGAUGGGGCACGCCGAUCAUGAAAUUUCUGCAGCUUUCUCCCAUUUUGACCGCGAUGGGAACCAAAUUCUAGACCGAGAAGAACAAGAGAGGAUGAAAAUCGAGCUGGAGGAGAAGAGGGAUGCUCUGAGUGCUGAACUCAACAAUCUUGGAAUAAAUUAUGGCAAAGGUUUUCUGGAGGAGACUCCUGUGACUUCCAAUGAGCAGAAAAACAAUCCCAGUAAAGCCACGGUGGAGCAAGAAGAGUUUCAAAGACUGACCAGGCAGGUUCUCCAACUUGAAAACUCUGUGGCAGCGAUUACGUCCAGGAUGGAGCUGAUCAUGGCGAAGCUGCACGAGAAAACUAAAGGGAAGGAAACAACAGGGAAACCGUCUGUGACCGGUGAUGACAAUGAUAAACCUGGUGCAGAUGGGAGAGUGUUGCUCAGCCUGGACCGAGGGAUGAAAGCUGACAUGUCGUCACUGAGACCAGCCACUCCGAGCAUCUCCGCAUUAGACUGCCACUUGUGA
This is a messenger RNA of Myripristis murdjan (pinecone soldierfish), 2433 nucleotides long. RefSeq names its product polycystic kidney disease 2-like 1 (gene pkd2l1). The coding region runs from base 1 to 2433 and encodes 810 amino acids. Gene Ontology annotation, biological process: potassium ion transmembrane transport; detection of mechanical stimulus. The transcript is spliced from 15 exons. Gene Ontology annotation, molecular function: calcium ion binding; sodium channel activity; muscle alpha-actinin binding. Lineage: Eukaryota; Metazoa; Chordata; Actinopteri; Holocentriformes; Holocentridae. Gene Ontology annotation, cellular component: membrane. The record is from RefSeq and is a predicted model, not a curated record.